Molecule: messenger RNA, 838 nt
Organism: Danio rerio (zebrafish)
Lineage: Eukaryota; Metazoa; Chordata; Actinopteri; Cypriniformes; Danionidae
Source: RefSeq, a predicted model, not a curated record
AUGCUAGAGGCCAUGAAAGAUUGUGAUAUUCCUGAGGGUGGCCUGGUCCCUAAAUCUCUGUACCGUACAGCUGAGGAGCUGGAAAACGAGGAGGUUAAACUGUGGAAUGAAACCAUCUACAAGAGCGCCAGUGUGUUAAAGGGGGCUCCACACGAGGUGCUCAUAGAGAUUACAGACGUGUCGUCCGUCAUCACGUGGGACUUUGAUGUGUGUAAAGGCGACAUGAUCUUCAAUAUCUACCACUCCAGAAGAGCUCCUCAGCCCGUUAAAAAAGAGGGACUGAGCGCACACAACCUGGCCUGUCCUGCCGGAAACAACGUCCAGUUCAUUGACCGAUCCUGGAUGCUCGGCCAGGACUACAGUAUGGUGGAGACAGCCCUCACCUGCAGAGAGGGAGAGAGCGUACAGGGCUCUCAUGUGACGCGCUGGCCUGGUUUUUACAUCCUGCAGUGGCGUCUGUACAGCACUCCGUCCUGCUCGUCCUCCAGUCGGCCGCGUGUAGAUGAUGUGCUGGCGUCUCUGCAGGUCUCCUCACACCGGUGCAAAGUCAUGUACUUCACUGAGGUGCUGCAGUCCGCUGACUUCAGGGGCUCGAUGAGCAGUCUGGAGUCGAGUCACAGUGGUUUCUCUCUGCUCAGUGCCUCCACCACCUCCUCCAAUCACUCACACACAGCUUCCACCAUCUCCAGAUAGUCGCGCACUUUAACACCAGAACUAGAGUGAACUAACACCUGACUGAUGCCUUUAUCAGUUUAUAUCAGCAGAAACUGCACACUUACUGUAUAUUAGACGCACAUUUUCUCUACUUUGUUACAAAUAAAUUUGUAAAUGUUGUUAC